Molecule: messenger RNA, 1723 nt
Organism: Paramecium sonneborni
Lineage: Eukaryota; Ciliophora; Oligohymenophorea; Peniculida; Parameciidae
Source: the annotation of a GenBank genome assembly
AUGAUCAUCAAAGAACAAAAAAUUAAACUUUUUCUCUAAUUCUUAAGAUCCUCUAAUUAUAACUAAACAUUUUAAAAAUUACAACAGCAAUCCAAAAUUUAACUAGAUCCACAAAACUUGCUAAAUAUCACCUCAGCUAUCAAAUCUUAUAACUAUACAGAAUUAGAGUCAAUUUUACAAUUAUAUGUUAAUGAUCAAACUAAAAAUCAAUGCAUGUUACUCUUAUUAGAACAAUAUUUAAUCAAACUACUCUUAACACAAAAUUAUUAAGAAGCGCUCUUAUUAUUAAGAAAUUAGAUAUCGAGAUUUUGUUAAGGUAUAGAAUUUAAGAAUUAUACUUAGAUGAAUAAUAGAAGCAUUCAUAUAGUUCAUUGAUUUUUAGUCAAGAUCUUAAAUUAAAAGCAGAAUAAUAACUUAUUGAUGAAAUUCUUUCUCUUUGUUUUCAAUAGCUUGGACUAUUCAAACCUAAUAGAUUAAUAACUUUAAUUUAAUAAGCUAAAUCAAAUCAAGUUUUAGAAUGCAAAUGGCAUUAACACAUAUAAUAAAAUUAUUAAAUCUAUCAAAAACAUACCUGCAUCUAGUAAUUUUAAUAUAAAAUCAAAUCUAAAAAUGUGUCCAUUUGUGCUUUUUCUAAUAAUGGAGAAUAUUAAGCUUAAGUUAUUGGCAAAUCAAUCACUAUUUAUUAGAUUAAUUAAAUUGAAUCAAUUAAAAAAAUUGAAAAAUUAGAAUAAGUUCAUACUAAAAAAAUUACUAAUUUGCUCUUUUCUCCUUGUAGCAAAUAUAUUGGUAGUUGCUCAGAGGAUUAAACAAUUUUCAUUUAUAAUUUUAUCAACAAAAAGAAAUAUAGACUAUAAGGUCAUAAUUCAAUUGUUUAAUCUUUUAAUUUUGUUUAAUGUGAUUCUUCAAAAAAGAAACAAAAAAAUGAAUAUGAUAUUUAUUCAAUAGCAACUGAUGGAUGGUUAUAUGAAUGGAAUGAAAAUGAAAGGAAAGGUGGACUUAAAAUUGAAGAAAAACUUAUUGAUAUUCAUAUUAAUCAUAAGAAAGAAUAAAUGCUUAUUAUUAGUUAAAAUAAUAUUACAUUAUAUCAUUUAUACACAAAGAAUUAAAUAAAGUAAAAAAGUACAGAAAAUUAGAUAAAUAUUAAUUCUCAGGUUAAUAAAUAGUUUGAGCAAUUAAUAGUAUAUGUAAAUGAUUAUUUACCUUAAUUAAUCUUGUUUAGUAUUGAGAGUCUUGAAAUAAUAAAAAUCUUUGGGAUUCAUUAAGAUAAUUCUAUAAAAUCUUUUAAGUAUGAUUUGGGAUGGUUUAAUGAUUAUUUGAUAGCUGCAGGAACAGAUUCUGGUUAAUUAAUUUUAUGGCAUAUAUAAAAAUCAAAUUAACCUAUUGAGAUACUUCAAGUAUAUUAAUUAAUUGGUAUUUAUUAAUUUAGGUUUCGGAAUAAAAUAAAGCAAUUUCUAGUUUGAGAUUUAAUCCAAUAAAUUAGGAAUUAUAAAUUUAUAUUGAGUAAAAAGUUAAGACUUCGAAUGCACAAUUAGAAAGAUAAUAAAUAUAAGAGAAUUUGAUAGAUCUAUUUUCAUAAUCUUAAGAUAGAUUAUCAUUUUCUAGACAGUAAAGCGGAGUUACAUAGAUUUUAAAUUUUUUAUAAAGAAUAGCUCGUUCAGAUACGAUGAAUAAUAGAGAUUAAAUAUAAGAUGAGGAUUAAGAAAAAAGUGAUGAAGAUUUAUGA